This is a messenger RNA of Setaria italica (foxtail millet), 2696 nucleotides long. RefSeq names its product wall-associated receptor kinase 4. The record is from RefSeq and is a predicted model, not a curated record. The transcript has 5 exons. Gene Ontology annotation, cellular component: plasma membrane. Bases 390 to 2414 code for a protein of 674 amino acids. Gene Ontology annotation, molecular function: ATP binding; protein serine/threonine kinase activity; calcium ion binding. Gene Ontology annotation, biological process: cell surface receptor signaling pathway; protein phosphorylation. NCBI's taxonomy places the organism in Eukaryota, Viridiplantae, Streptophyta, Magnoliopsida, Poales, Poaceae.
GCAACACGAUCCAGCAACACCACGGCGCGCGCGCUCAUCUCCCAGCUUCGCAACCCUCCUCUGCUGCUUCGCCGGAUCCUCACAUCUCCGUUGGCAUCAACUCCUCCCCAUCUUCCGGGGCAUCCGCUGCUUCGCCGUCGAGUCGUCGACCAGCCCAAGCACAAGUCUGCUGCCUGCCUUAGCGCCGCCGGCACCCCCAAUAUCCCGUGUUUUGGGCGGAAUCAGGCUUUCCUUUUGUGAGAGAGCGGUGGGAGCGAGUCUUCGGAUCAAUUGCUUAUGCUACGACUCUUUUUUUUUUCCCAAAGGAGUAAGGAAGAAACGAUUCCUUGAAGAAUUCAGUAAGGCACUGAAUCUAUCGCAAUCGGUUGAUCAACAAAAGCAACAAAGUAAUGCCAACAAUGUUAAUCUUGCUGCCAUAUCUACUGCUAAUGGCAUUAAUAGCUUUCAGUGCUACUCCUGAGGCUGAGAGCACCUCUGGAUGCCCAGACAGCUGUGGAGGCAUAGCCAUCCAAUAUCCGUUCGGCAUUGGCACGGGCUGCUUCCGCAAGGGCUUUGAGAUCAUCUGUAACCAAAGCAUGAACAAACCGGUGCUUGCUGGCACCACGAAGCCCGUUCCAGUCAACUACCUCUCCAUCGGGACAGCAGAGGCCCGUGCGAUGCUGCCUGUGGCAUGGCAGUGCUUCAACUCUUCAGAUACAGUAUAUGCCUGGAGCGACGGCGAUGUUAAGUUCAACGAUGAAGAGGUGUACCGCAUCUCCGACACCAACAACCAGCUUGUUGUCAUAGGCUGCAACACCAUGGGUUACACCCAGAGCCAGCAGAGUGAGGGCAAUGACUACGACUAUGGAUACUACACCGGCUGCAUGUGUUACUGCAACAACUCUCGGAGCCCGAUGGAUGGCGCUUGUGCUGGCGUUGGCUGUUGUCGUCUUGACAUCCCACCGGGCCUCACCGACAACAGAAUGAGUUUCAAUCAAUACACCCGCAAAGGAAGGCUGGUCUACAGCCCCUGCGACUACGCCUUCCUUGUGGACAGGCACAACUACACCUUCCACACAGCUGACCUGAAGAUGAACAUCAACACUAUGAAGCCAGUGUGGCUGGACUGGGCCAUCCGUGACAACCUGACGUGCAAUGAGGCAAAGAAGGAUGCGGAGAGCUAUGCUUGUGUAAGCCCCAACAGUGAGUGCCGUGAUUCCUCCAAUGGGAUUGGGUACGUCUGCAACUGCAGCAUGGGCUACGAAGGCAACCCCUAUAUUGCAAACGGUUGUACCGAUAUCAAUGAGUGUGAAAGACAUCUAGAGUACCCAUGCAGAGGCGUUUGCCGGAAUACGCUAGGUUCGUACGAAUGCAAAUGCCGAAGUGGUUCCCACAGUGCUGAUCCGUUCAGUGAUCCAUGCAACCCCAAUUUUCCACUUGCAGCCAAAAUCGCUAUUGGUGCAAUAGGUGGAUUUUUUAUCGUAGCAGUUGCAGUGUUUGUCAGCCUUCUUUCCAAAGAGAAAAGGAAGAUGAAAGAUUAUUUUAGAAAGAAUGGGGGUCCUACUAUAGAAGAAGUUCAAAAGAUUAAGCUGUUCAGGAAGAAAGAGCUGGAGCAUAUACUAAAUAGAAGUAAUUGUAUUGGACAAGGUGGCUUCGGUGAGGUUUACAAGGGAUAUAUUAGAGAUGAAACUCAGCCAGUAGCAGUCAAGAAGCCCAAGAUUGAUGUUAAAUUAGCAGGCCAAUUCGCAAACGAAGUUAUCAUUCAAUCUCGAGUCUUGCACAAGAACAUUGUUAAGCUCAUAGGGUGUUGCCUAGAAGUUGAUGUUCCAAUUUUGGUCUAUGAGUAUGUGCCAAAUGGUAGCCUCGAUAGAAUUCUGCAUGACAGCAACAGGUUGCCUCUCAACUUGGAUUUACGUCUACAAAUUGCUGCACAAUCAGCAAAAGGUCUAGCUUACAUGCAUUCAGAAAUCACUACACCAAUUCUGCAUGGCGAUGUUAAACCAGCUAACAUACUUUUAGAUGAGGACUUUGUACCGAAGAUCUCUGACUUCGGUACAUCUAGGAUGAUUACCGUUGAUGAAAAUUAUGCCAGCACUAUCAUUGGUAACUGGGGCUACAUGGAUCCAGAAUAUGUGCUGACUGGCCUAUACACCAGUAAAAGUGAUGUCUACAGUUUUGGAGUUGUGCUCUUAGAACUGAUUACCAGGAAGAAGGCCUUAGAUCCUGACAACAACAUCAUACUGGGGAAUUCCCUUGACACUUACACAAAGAAGAAGAGAGUGAUUGAGCUCGUUGACCCAGAAAUCGCAGCAAUUGGAAACACUGGGAUUUUUCAUAGUUUGGCAGAAAUUAUUGUUCAAUGUCUAAGUAGUGAUGUUGAUCAAAGGCCUGAGAUGGCAGAUGUUGCAGAGCGCCUUCAGUACCUGCUGAAGUGAUCUCAGGGAAGAUACAUUGAAACGUGAUUUUCUGGUUAUUGGAUGCAUCUUGUAGUUUAUAAUCAUACUGAUGGAAUAAGAAAUGAAUACUUGGCUAAAUAGGGCCAAAUGUCCAAAGAAGGUUUCUACUUUCUAUUGAUCCAAUGAAACAUGCGAGCACGUGUGUGUGCCGUAACAUGUCAGGUGCUGCGUGUUAAAGAAAAAAGCUUCCAAGUGCCAUGUACAGUGUUGUAACUUGUCAAGUGUCAUGUAUAUAAAAGUUUGUUCCUUUGUUUGUGACAA